AUGGCAUCUAAGCCUCUGAACAUCCGAUGUCAAAGUAAGAAUGGACGUCACCCUCUGAAUGGCCUAACUUCGGCCUCUACAGUAGGCUUACUACGCAAAAAAUUAUCUGAACUGACACAGAUCCCCAACACAUCCUUGAAGGUCCUUAGUGGCUAUCCUCCAAAGGCUGUGGACCUGAGUGAUGAGGGGAGAGAACUCUUGGGAUUAAUUUCCUCUGGCGAUACCUUGAUUGUGGAGGAAGAUAAAUCAGAAUCUCCUUGUAAGACCAGCAAGGCUGCUGUGAAAAAUGCAGAUAACAUGUACCAGAAACAGAUGAAUGCUCCUCAGCAAGGAAUCUUAACACGAAAAGUAGUACCGGCCAACAAUUCCUGUCUGUUCACCAGCAUCAAUACAGUCACGACUGACGGUAACGUUGACCUGACAGCUUCAUCUCAAAUGCGCGAACUUAUAGCAGGGAUUGUAAUGAGUGAUCCAGUGUCAUUUAGUGAUGCUUUCUUGGGCCGCUCCAAUAAAGAUUAUUGUAAAUGGAUUAUGAAGGAUGACUCAUGGGGUGGUGCUAUCGAAGUAGCAAUUCUGUCAGAUUACUACAGUGUAGAAAUUGAUGUUGUAGACACACAGAGUGCUCGAAUUGACAGGUUUGGAGAGGACAAAAACUACAACAAACGUGUUCUGAUACUGUAUGAUGGCAUUCAUUAUGACCCCUUGGUGUAUGAACCUUGUGAUCCCAAUAGACCAAUUCAGACUAUCUUUGAUAUCACUGAUGAUAAAAUCUUAGCUCAGGCAAUGGAGAUAGCAUCUGAAGCAAAAGCUAGUCGCCAAUUUACUGAUGUGUCAAGCUUUACUUUGAGAUGUUUAGUUUGCCAAAAAGCAUUGAAAGGUCAAGAAGAGGCACAGCAGCAUGCCAAAGAAACAUCCCAUAUUAAUUUUGGUGAAGUUUAGCCUAUGUGUUUGUGAGAAAAACAUUUUAUGUGGUAUGAAAAGGAGGAUGUGACAGUAGGAAAGAAGAAGGAUAAUUCCAAAUCUGAGACAUUAAAAUGACAUGAACUGAGUAAAGCAUGCGUAUUGUAUUAGUUUUUCAUGAUAAAUUAUAUUGAAAUUCAUCAUUACACAUUGAGAAGAAAAAAAAAACACCACAAGCAUUUCUGCAUAUCAUUUUGUUUAUAUAUUUAUAAUGAAAUAUUUAUUGUGUGAUUUAUUCUUUUGUAACAAAUUUUAAAGGAAUGUUUGAUGAAGUAGGAAUCAAAAUAUUAUCUACAAAUAAUAAUGAAUUGUAAGAAUUUUCGAACACCUAAUAUGAAGGCAUUUGACUGUUGGGCAUAGAUCUGUUGAUCUUGUGGACAUCAUAUGAAGUUAAUACUCAAACUCUGUAUGAUAUUAUCACGCUAUAACCUUAAAAAAAAAGUUGAAGCCAAAGUUAAUGCUGUCAGAGUAUUUUGUCAUAUUAUUUUCUUGACAUUAAAUUAGGUAUUAUGCAUCUGCCUGAUUGUGCCAGUCUUUAGUUAUACACAUGUAUGUAGUACCGGAGAAUUGCAUACAGUGCAUGUUUGGAAGCAGCGCAUCAUUUGUCCCCAUUGUCAACCUAGUUUUCAUAAUUACCAUAUCUGACUAUUGAGGGAGAAAUUGGCAUGUAUGAACACCUUUAUCACAAGCAAAUCAGAUAUAUAAUGGCACUUUGCUAUGGAUUAAUGAUGAUUUAAAAAAAAAAUAAACUGCUAUUAAUGACAUGGAAAUCUACAUGAAGACCUCUAUAAGUCAAUAUAUCAAUACUUUAGCAUAUGCUGGAGAAUUGUAUCAAGUUUGAGCACAGCUGUUAUUUAUUUUUAUUUUUUUGAUUUAAUUUUUCAUUGGCCUAAAUCUGUAUUUGACUCCUUGUUCAUAUGAAAGUUUUAAACAGAGCUGUGACUACUCUAUAUACUUUAACUCUUACUCCCUGUUAUCUUAUGACAAAAUCUAACCUGUAUAAUAUUGUGAAUGACAACUUUGGCCCCAGCUUUGGAUUGAUGUACUUAUUUUUUUGGAAUGAAGUAAAGCCUACCCUGCACAUCUUCAAAAUACAUAACUUGUACAUCUUUAGCAACCUUAAGAAUUGAUCAUUUUUAUACACUUAGAAACUCAGAUUUAAUCAAUAAACUCAGACAAAUGAGUCAUGGUGAUUUUUAAUUCCAUUUACAUGUAUCAUGAAUUGUCAGUAUCUACAUAGCCUGCAAUGCAAGCUUUCUCUGUUGUUUCAGUGUGGACUUUUACAUUGGGAUUUAUGCCAGAAACCCUCGACUGUUAAAUGUGUAAAAUUAUAUUCCAGUCCUGUAGUAUUACACAUUUCUUUUCCAGUUUUUAACCAAAGAAGAAUGUUUUCCACUUGCUUUUGUCUGGUCAUGAAUUUGAUGUGGACAUCCUUCAUGGGUGAAGUGAUAUAUCACAUAAUGAUGUUUAACACAUUUUUGUGUCACUUUAGUUUUAUACAGCUGAGUACAAUAGUCUUUUCAUCUAUACCUUUUUUCAUAUUAUUUAGAAGAACUGGUGUUGUAAUAAACAAUAUUGUUUAGUGAAGUUGUAUUACCAUAACUACAUGUAUUGUUCUGAUUCAAGGAAAGCCACAUGAUGCUUUGCACCUCAGGAGUUAUCUUUCACCUCAAACUUCAUGGUGUUCAAAUUUUA
This is a messenger RNA of Liolophura sinensis, 2655 nucleotides long. Its product is annotated as ubiquitin thioesterase OTU1-like. The record is from RefSeq and is a predicted model, not a curated record. Bases 1 to 939 code for a protein of 312 amino acids. The transcript has a single exon. Gene Ontology annotation, biological process: ERAD pathway; protein deubiquitination; endoplasmic reticulum unfolded protein response. NCBI's taxonomy places the organism in Eukaryota, Metazoa, Mollusca, Polyplacophora, Chitonida, Chitonidae. Gene Ontology annotation, molecular function: cysteine-type deubiquitinase activity. Gene Ontology annotation, cellular component: nucleus; cytosol.